Numida meleagris (helmeted guineafowl) is the source of this 2085-nucleotide messenger RNA. It is a transcript of the gene RPP14, whose product is annotated as ribonuclease P/MRP subunit p14. Gene Ontology annotation, cellular component: ribonuclease P complex. The record is from RefSeq and is a predicted model, not a curated record. The coding region runs from base 1617 to 2000 and encodes 127 amino acids. Gene Ontology annotation, biological process: tRNA 5'-leader removal. NCBI's taxonomy places the organism in Eukaryota, Metazoa, Chordata, Aves, Galliformes, Numididae. The transcript is spliced from 5 exons.
ACCCUGUUGCAGUAACAAAACAGACUUAUACAUUAUCUGACCACCAUGUUUUGCUCUCCAGUGAUAAAAAAAAAAUUUACUGGUAUCUUAAACUAAUAGAAAUUUCUGUAGAUAUUAUUGCUCCAAAUAAAACUGGCUGCUCAGGAAUGUUUCCCAAAUUAUUGUAGGAAGGUUAUUUGGGCUCUGUGCUGUUUCUCUGCUCCUAGGAGGAGCACAAUACUCCUUGAGAUCUCUUGCUGUCCUACAUUCAGUGCUGCUGCAUUCUGUGUGGCAUGCUGCCUUUUUAAAUCUCACUAAUAAUUUGAAAAGAAAAUGACCUUGGUAUGUGUUGAAUGUUGGAAGAGAGAAUUUCACAUCUGCUCCUGCUUAAGCUUCAUUUAAAGCAUUUAGUAUUUUACGAACCAUUUUUAAAUUAGGUGGGAGAGUGGUCCAGGGAAGGUGUCCAUUAAGCAUCCAACAGACUGCUUGGGAGACUGGAAUCUUUUGACAUGAUUGGAAGCGAGCUCUGCUCCACCCAAGACUUUAGCUGGCGUAAGCACACUGUCUCCAUCAGCAGGAGGAAGGUGAGAGCAGGCCGCUGCCCGUAGCACAGCAGCCCUGCCUUUCACAGCCUGGGAAAUGCUUUCCUGGGAGCCGGGCCUUAACUCCGGGUGCAUUGGAUGGGUGUUAGGUCACUGCGGUGUUGCUGGGCUGGGUCAGAUUAAUUCCUGAGAUGCAUUUUUGGAAGAAGAAAGAAUCUAUCAAGUUCUUCCACUCAGGAUGUCUCAUCUUGGGUGCUUUUUAAAUUACUAAUAUUUUUAUUUUUUACUUAUUUGCAGAACAAAGGAACUUCCAUCCUCACCGCUGUUUUUUUCCACGCAACCGCAGGGCUGUGUGCAGGUGUGUCACCCACGGCCGCGACUAACACCCACUAACCCCAGUGUCAGGUCAGAACACUGCUGUUACCUUCUUGCAGCGCUGGGUGCCUGGGGCCACACGCAGGGUCUGAAGCGCACAGGCUUUACAGAUAUUAAUACAGUUUCUAGGAAGUGCCCGCCUAUCCCUAGGGUUGCGAUGUGUAUUAGAAUGUAGCACCACGCGUGCGCUGUGUUCACGUGGGGCUCUGGUAACGGCUCUUGGUGGUCGUGUCCAUGCAGAAGGCGCGUGUCGCAUCAGCCAGGUCCCAUUUAUGGUCAGAAACUUAUUUACAAAAAAUACAGCUGUUGCCUAAGCUUUUAAUUGGCACUUCGACCUUGUUAUGGUGCCUGUUAUCAGCGCUAGCAGGUACAGGUUCCUCCUCCAGGCUGGCGGACUGUCGGGCCCUGCUGUCUUUUGCUAGGAGCAAACACUUUCCCAAGAGAACAGUUAGUUGAGGGGGUGAACGCACUGCUGCAGACUGCAUUUGGUGACAGGUGUUUUACGGGAAGACGCCCGGGUAACCCGGCACACUGCGCCUUCCCGCUCUGAACUUGUUUCAGCGGUACAGUAGCAUACGCUGCGGGACAACGCGCCGCACGGACUCCGCUUCCCUGCGGGCCCGCAGCCCCGCCCCGCCGCCAUGGCAACGGCAGCGCGGGAAGGCCGGGCCCCGCCGGGCCGCCGUAGGAAGGGGCGGGCGGCGCCAUCCCGCCGAGCGCAUGGAGCGAGCGGGGCCGCCCGCGGCCGCCUACGAGCGACGGGUGCUGGUGAGCGCGGCGCAGCACUACUACCUCAGGGUCCGCCUGGAGCUGCCCGACGGCGCGGCGCGGCCCGGCGCCCCGCAGCUGAAGCAGCUGGUGGUGGCGGCGCUGCGGGAGCUGCACGGAGAGGUUGGGGCCGCUCUGCCUGUUGACGUCUUAGCGUACGAGGAGAAAACUCUCUCUGCGAUCCUGAGAGUGAUUAGCAGUGGCCUCGUCAAGCUGUGGAGCGCUCUGACCCUGCAGGGCUUCUACCAGAACAGGCGGUGUGCCUUCCGGGUGCUGCAGACAUCUCCAUUUCUUCUUGCAUUAGCUGGGAACAGCAGAGAACUAGUCUUGGACUGAACGCAGUUGGCUUCACUGUGAGAAGUUCCUUGAAAUGUUGCUGCUCUUCAGGUGUGGAAUUUCUAGAGGGGAUUUCCGACACAGA